Lobosporangium transversale is the source of this 3133-nucleotide messenger RNA. Its product is annotated as P-loop containing nucleoside triphosphate hydrolase protein. The transcript has 3 exons. Bases 286 to 3126 code for a protein of 946 amino acids. The record is from RefSeq and is a predicted model, not a curated record. Lineage: Eukaryota; Fungi; Mortierellomycota; Mortierellomycetes; Mortierellales; Mortierellaceae. Gene Ontology annotation, cellular component: nucleolus; intracellular anatomical structure. Gene Ontology annotation, biological process: maturation of SSU-rRNA from tricistronic rRNA transcript (SSU-rRNA, 5.8S rRNA, LSU-rRNA). Gene Ontology annotation, molecular function: ATP hydrolysis activity; RNA binding.
CGAGCCAGCCAGGAAGAAGCGGCGUGGCUGGAUGACAGACCUAGGAGGGUUGGCAACAGCGGAGGAUGGAGAAGAGGAAAAGCCCAUAUCCAAUAUUGAUAGCCUUCCUGUGAGAACAGGAGAGUACGUUUCAAGCCGCAUUGAGCCACAGAGAGACCUUUUGGGCAAUAGAGUCGAAAUAGUAGACAAGCUUGAAGAAGGCGAUAUCGGCGAGGUAAGCACAUCACCCGUAGUAUAAUAAUGUCGCCAUUUGCUCAAGGUGAAGGAGAGACCAUGCUGAAAUAGAUGUUUAUUAUGCUUCAGGCUUUCCAUGUCCAUGUAGACAGGGAUCAAGAAAUUCAGGAGAUGCGCUUAACUCUUCCUGUUUGCACAGAGGAGCAACAUAUCAUGGAAAAAAUCAUUUAUAAUGACAUCAUCAUCAUCAAGGGAGAAACAGGUUCAGGAAAAACAACUCAGGUACCCCAAUUCUUGUAUGAGGCAGGAUACGGUAAUCCCGACAGUCCCAACCCUGGCAUGAUUGGCAUCACUCAGCCUCGUCGUGUUGCAGCAGUAUCAAUGGCCGCUCGUGUCGCUAGAGAGCUGAACUUGCCAGCAUCAAAGGUUUCACAUCAAAUCCGCUACGAUGCCACGACAUCGCCUGAUACUGUGAUGAAGUUCAUGACAGAUGGUGUGCUACUACGGGAGCUCAAUUCAGAUUUCCUGCUACGCAGGUACUCUGCUAUCAUUAUUGAUGAAGCCCAUGAGCGCAGCUUGAAUACUGAUAUUUUGAUAGGUGCUCUCAGCCGUAUUGUGCGCCUUCGUCGUGAGGAGAGCAAGAAAUGUCGUGAGACAACCAAACCACUAAAGUUGAUCAUCAUGUCUGCUACCCUUGUCAUUGAAGAGUUCACAAAGAAUGAAAGACUUUUUGGUAGCCCUAACAAAGCCAAGAGAGCUACCGAUGGAGAUGAUGAUAAGGACUCGAAUGAGAUGAAAGAAGAGAUCAAGGACCUUGUUCCUGUUGUCAGCGUGGAUGUCAAGAAAACUUAUGGCGUUACUAUGCAUUUCAAUAAGAGAACACCGGAGAUAGACUAUGUCACAGAGGCGUACAAGAAAAUCACCAAAAUUCAUACUCGUCUGCCCGAUGGUGGAAUCUUGGUGUUCUUAUCUGGUCAGGCUGAAAUCAUGACACUCGUCAAAAAGUUACGAAAGAAGUUUCCUUUCGACAAUAAGGCGCCAAAGUUCGAGACCAAGCUUGACCGUAUGAGAAGAAGCAAGAAGGUCAAAACAGAUACCAGUGAUAAGAGGGAGGAAGAUUCAAAAGACGACGCUCCAGCCAAUCAGGCAUUGGAUCCUCGCAACGAAGACGUAGAGCUGGAGGACAUAGCACUAGGAGAAGCUGAGACUAUCCCCGAGAUUGAAGGCAUAGAAGAGGAUGAUGAAACAUUUGACUUGGAUGCUUCUGAUUCAGAAGAGGAGUUGCUUGAAGGAGAUGAGGUUUUGGAAGAGACUCCUGAUGCUGGAACUGCACCAUUAUACGUCCUCCCACUUUAUUCGUUGCUCAAAACAGAAGAGCAGAUGAAAGUCUUUCAACCUCCUCCACCUGGCUCAAGAAUGUGCGUUAUUGCCACUAAUGUGGCAGAAACAUCGAUCACCAUUCCGGGUAUCAAGUACGUAGUCGACAGCGGUAAAUCCAAAGAACGCCACUAUGAUAAGGAGACAGGUAUCCAGACGUUCCAGGUUGGAUGGACAUCCAAAGCCAGUGCCACUCAGCGUGCAGGUCGUGCAGGUCGUACUGGCCACGGUCAUUGCUAUAGAUUAUAUAGCUCUGCCGUGUAUGAAAACGAGUUCCCCACCGCGUCUGAGGCAGAAAUUCAGAAGAUGCCCAUCGAUGGUGUUGUACUGCAAAUGAAAAGUAUGCACAUUGACAAUGUCGUCAACUUCCCCUUCCCUACGCCGCCAAAUCGCGAGGACCUUCGACAGUCGGAACAACGCCUGAUUUAUCUGAAUGCUCUUGAAAAUACUAACAAAAAGAGUAUCACUGAGCUUGGCAAGACAAUGUCAAUCUUUCCUCUAGUUCCUCGUCUCGCCAAAAUGUUGACGCUUGCGCAUCAGGAGAAUUGCUUCCCAUAUGUAAUUGCUAUUGUCGCUGCGCUUUCAGUCGGUGAUAUCUUCGUAAAAGAAUUCCAAUUAGAUAUCUCUAGACCAGGUGAUUCGGAUGACGAAAGCGAUGAUGAGUCCUCUACCAGCAAAUGGAGUGGUCCUCAGCUGGAUGAACUGGAUGAGAUGGAAUUACAAUGUAUUAAAAACGAAAAGAUUCUUCGCAAGGAACAGAAUAAGCGAACUCGGCAAAAGUUCUACAAGUCCCAAGCAAUCCAUGAGGCUCUAGAUCCCCUGAACGAUAUGGCUAAAAUUCUUAAUGUCGUGGGUGCGUAUGAACGCGAGACAGACAAGGAGAAGUUUUGCGUAGAAAAUUUUGUCCGAUACAAAGCAAUGCAGGAAAUCCAUCAACUUCGUGGGCAACUUACACGCUUGGUUCAAGAUAGCUUUGCCAAUAGUCCUACAGUAUCUUCGCUAGUCUUUGAUCCUUACAUGGAGAAACCCACGUCCAGACAACUGACUGCUAUACGUCAGAUUGUAGCAUGUGCAUUUUUAGAUCAGGUCGCUGUUCGUAAAGAUUUGGUUGGCACAGUAGAAGAGCACUAUUCCAAAAAGGCCAAGGCAGUACCUUAUGUGACAAUGUGGUCCAAAGAGAGCGUAUACAUCCAUCCGAGCUCGGCUCUGUUCGGCCUCAAUAUGGAAAAGGCACCUCCUAUGGUCGUAUAUCAGGAUCUACAGAGAACGGUUAAGGCAGUAGAGAUCGAGGGCAAGCCUUCCAAGACUUACCUCAAGGGUUUGACGGUCAUAGAACCAAAGUGGAUGGCUGCACUUGCUAAUGGCACUGGCCUUAUUCGUGCAUCCAAGGAGCGGAUCAUUAAAAUUGACGACAAGACACAAAAAGCCAUGACAGACAUCACAUUUGGUCCGAAUUACUGGCCACUACCACCAAUAGAAAUCUGGCAGAGACGGGAAGGAACACGUUUGGUGCCCAUGACCAAGGCUGAGAUUACAGCUAAGAAACUUCAGAUUAGCCGCAAAGCCAACCGAUAGAAGACAC